Molecule: messenger RNA, 1907 nt
Organism: Hemiscyllium ocellatum (epaulette shark)
Lineage: Eukaryota; Metazoa; Chordata; Chondrichthyes; Orectolobiformes; Hemiscylliidae
Gene: rccd1
Product: RCC1 domain-containing protein 1
Exons: 9
Coding region: 26-1210 (394 amino acids)
Source: RefSeq, a predicted model, not a curated record
UCGGUGGGUGGCAGCCCCUGGGAAAAUGGCGGCGUCGACUGGCCGCUGGUUUGGCUUCGGGUUUAAUCAGUUCGGGCAGGUCGCCAACCAGGGGGACGGGAAGGUCCUGGAGCCCGUCACGGUGACCGUGCACAGCCCGGGGAAAGCCGGACAGUGGCCGGCGGACGGAUCCUCCCUGAGGAAGAUGAGCCCAGCCUGGAGUUACACUGCCUGCCUGCGAGAUGAUGGAUCUACUUAUUUGUUCGGCUUUGUUGAUGGUCGCCCUUGGCGGCAGAUGUGCAUUAAUAACCAAGCCCAUCAGGAUUGCACGGACAUCCUGUCCUCUGAGAAGUACUUGUUAAUGUUAUGGCAGGAUCGAGUGGAAUGCAGAGAUAUCCAGAAGCUUUGUACUGGAGAGGUCACGGGUGACUUGACUUGGACGAGGCAGCUGAAGGACGGGGAAAAGCAAUGUACAGCACUUCCACUGAUCCCUGGUGGGUAUGUCACAACAACACCUCCAUUUUACAAACCAUUGUCACCACAACUUUGUGCGAGAAAGCUGGCACUUGGCAGUGAGCAUGCUGUCCUCCUGAGCUGUGAUUUGACAGUGUAUUCCUGGGGCUCAGGACGGCAUGGUCAGUUGGGACAUGGUGGUGUUGAGGAUGAAGCAGAACCACGUAUUGUGGAGGCAUUACAUGGGCUGGCUAUGGCUGAAGUAGCAGCUGGAGGCUGGCAUUCUGUGAGUUCAAGUGCAUCAGGAGAUUUGUAUGUGUGGGGAUGGAAUGAGUCUGGGCAGUUGGGCCUUCCUGCGAAGUCAUGCUCUGAGGAGAAGCAGCAGAAGACCUCUUGGCAGAAGGGGCUCUCAGGACAGGACACGCCGUCCUUGAGUGAUGCAAACAACGGGGUUAUAAAAUCUGCAAAUAAGAAAGCAGAUGGGGAUGAUUCUAACGUCUUCAUCUCAAUUCAAGCAUUUCCUGCACUGCUGGAUUUACCAGAGGAGUCAGAGGUCAGCAAAGUCAGCUGUGGGUCACGACAUAGUGCGGUCAUCACCAGGGAAGGGAACCUCUUCACCUGGGGCUGGGGUAACUAUGGGCAGCUUGGCCAUGGACAGACUAAUAGUUCUGAUCUUCCAAGACUUGUUGAGUACUUUGUACAAAACCGUCUUUCUGUUCUCGAUGUUGUUUGUGGAACAUGGAACACUUUUGUGUUUGCACAACAGGAAGAAUUCUGAACCUUCAAUGAUUUUGUUCUGUCAGUCACUGAAAUACAAUUGGGAUCAUGUCAAAAUUCAGCACAGUGGUGCAGUGAGUAAUCAAGCAUUGAACUAUAUUAACUCUCGAUUGUCAAUUGUUGUUAAGUUACUCAUGGUAGUAAUUGGCAUUCCUGUGGGUUAGGAAUGGGACAAAAUGGACUGGUCUUUGUUGCUAAUUUGUCCAGUGAACUGCAUUUGGUGAGCUGGACUGUGGUGCUUCUGUGAUAAAAUUAGUCUGUGGACAAUUUUAGUCUUGACCUUUGAGAAGAGUACUAACAAUGGAUAAAGUAUUGGAAGAGCAAAAGUGCUCACAUGCCUUCAGGAAGAGAAAGUCUCGCUGAAGCUAAAACAUUGGAAUCAGAACAACCAGUGACAUGAGAAGGAAGCAGCUGCUAGACAGCAGAAGAAACCGGAGCACCUGGAGGAAACCCACACAGACACGGGGAGAAUGUGCAAACUCCACACAGACAGUCACCUGAGGUGGGAAUCAAAUCAGGGUUCCUGGCACUGAGGCAGCAGUGCUAACCACUGAACCACCACCGUACUCUUCUUCACUAUCACUCCAACCUGCUUCAUCUCCAUCUUGAGAAAAACUUAUUUAUCACUUUGUCUUUAGCUGCUUCCUCUAGCACUUUCCUAGUUUGCAAACAUUGUUUGUAAUCUGUUAAAUGUGUAA